CUCGUGAGGAGUAUCAUCAAGUGUUGUUGUUAAUAAUUAUCAUCAUUAUAUCGGAAUAAUUCAUCAUCAUGAAGAGAAAAAUUGAAAAAAAUCAAGCCAUGAAGAGAAAACAACAAAAGAAAGCCAAGGCUGUUCCAAAAAGAACAGCAGAAGAAGAAAAAGCCUAUCAAGAAUAUUUGCAAAAUUUAAAUCUGAUGGACCACUUGAAUGCAGAGUAUAGUAGUGAGGAAGGUGUUCAAAAGGCUAAAAAGACCUUUGGAGAAAACAAGCCAUUCCCAUACUUGCAUUUGAAGAACUUUUUCAAGGAUUUGGAAUUUGUAAAGGAUGUCAAGCAAGAAACUCUUGCACUUAAAUAUUGGGAAAAGAACAAUGAUUUGUAUCACUUUUUACAAACUAAAGAUCUUCAAAAGAAUGCCAUUGUUGAAGAGAAUGAACAUUUACGUAAAUUGAGAGAUGUUUUAUAUAGUCCAAGUUUUAGAGGAUGGUUGGAAGAAGUUUGCAGUCUUAAGGAACGUGGAAUUAAAUUGAAUCCAUCCAUUGAUAUGUUUGUUUCAUGUUAUCGUGAUACACAUCACUUGUUGUGUCAUGAUGACGAAUUGGAAAAACGUAGAAUUGCUUAUAUUAUUUAUCUAGUUCCAGAAGAUUGGUCCGAAGCUGAUGGUGGACAUCUUGAUUUGUAUAAUUGUGAUCCAAAACAAAUGGAUCAACCAGUUAGUAUUGGUGGUUCAGUUCUUCCAUCAUUUAACAGUAUUUCCUUCUUUGAAGUUUCUACAAUUUCCUAUCACAGAGUUCGUGAAGUUUUACGUGCUAUUGAUAUGGAGGAAGAUCGUAUUGCUAUUACUGGUUGGCUGUAUAGUGAUACUCUUGUUGAAAGACCUGAUUAUACUAUUGAAGAUAUUGCUCCACUUACAUAUGAAGAAGUUUCAACUGUUGAAACACCUGCUGCUCAUUUGGAUGUUGCAUAUUGGUUAGGUGAAUCAUAUGUUAAGGAAGAUAUCAGAAAGGCUGUUAAUGAACAAUUUUGUAAUGAAUCAUCUAUUGAAUUGAGAUCAUUCUUGAGCGCUCAAAAAUUCGAUACUUUAUACGAAGAAUUCAAAUCAUUGAAGGAAGACCAAUUCGAUUUUACAAUUCCAGCCAAUAGAAGACACUUUUUGAGAUUGAAUUCUGAAAAAUUGGAAAAGAGCUCUGAAUUGAGCAAGUUUUAUGAAUUUGCCAAAUCUCAAGUUUUCGUUGAUUAUUUGAAGGAAAUUACCUCACUUCCAAUUAAGAAGAUUAAUCUUCAAGGAAGAAGAUUCAGACCUGGUGAUUAUGCUCUUGUUCAAAAUACUCCAGUUGACGAAGUUCGUUUGGAUGUCUUGUUUAGAUUGUGUCCAAAGGAUUGGGACUUUGAUUUUGGUGCAGGUGUAACGUAUAUGGAUGAAGAAGAAGAACUCUUGUCCAUCCUUCCAGAACCUAAUACCAUCUCGAUUGUUUUGAGAGAUACUGGUGUUCAAACAUUUGUCAAGUAUGUGACACAUCAUGCUCCAGGUGAUGUUUAUGACUUUUUACUCACUUGUGAAACUGAAAUUCCAGAAGGAAGUGAAGGUGACUGGGAUGAUGAUGAAGAGGGUGAAGAAGGCGAAGAAGAAGGUGCUGAAGAAGCAGAAGAAGAGGAAUAAAUUAUUUAACUUUAAAUUG
Naegleria gruberi is the source of this 1677-nucleotide messenger RNA. RefSeq names its product proline hydroxylase. The transcript has a single exon. Gene Ontology annotation, molecular function: iron ion binding; peptidyl-proline dioxygenase activity; L-ascorbic acid binding. Gene Ontology annotation, cellular component: cytoplasm. NCBI's taxonomy places the organism in Eukaryota, Heterolobosea, Eutetramitea, Acrasida, Naegleriidae. Gene Ontology annotation, biological process: regulation of translational termination; peptidyl-proline hydroxylation. The record is from RefSeq and is a predicted model, not a curated record. The coding region runs from base 69 to 1658 and encodes 529 amino acids.